Messenger RNA from Cinclus cinclus, 3966 nucleotides. RefSeq names its product pre-mRNA processing factor kinase PRP4K (gene PRP4K). The coding region runs from base 33 to 3050 and encodes 1005 amino acids. Gene Ontology annotation, biological process: peptidyl-serine phosphorylation; mRNA cis splicing, via spliceosome; peptidyl-threonine phosphorylation. The record is from RefSeq and is a predicted model, not a curated record. Gene Ontology annotation, molecular function: protein serine/threonine kinase activity; ATP binding. NCBI's taxonomy places the organism in Eukaryota, Metazoa, Chordata, Aves, Passeriformes, Cinclidae. The transcript has 19 exons.
GCGGCGGCAGCGAAGGAGUUCGGAAGUUCAAAAUGGCCGCCGCGGCCGAGCCCGAGCAGCGACCGCCCGAGGUUGAGGAUGCUGAGGUGUCUGAGAAAAGUGUGAAUGAAGAAAAUGGGGAAGUGUCAGAGGCAGACCAACCUCAGAACAAGCACAGCCGACACAAAAAAAAGAAACACAAACACCGAAGCAAACACAAGAAACAUAAACAUUCUUCAGAAGAUGAUAAAGACAAAAAACAUAAACACAGACACAAACAUAAGAAACAUAAAUGGAAAGAGGUGGCUGAUGCCUCUGACAAAGAAGAUGGACCAGCUAAAAGAACUAAAAUUGAUUUUUUGGCUCCUCUGGAAGACUUGGAGAAACAAAGAGCAUUGCUGAAAGCUGAACUUGAAAACGAAUUAAUGGAAGGAAAAGUCCAGUCUGGGAUGGGAUUAAUAUUACAAGGUUAUGAGUCAGGAUCUGAGGAAGAGGGGGAGAUUAAUGAAAAAGCACGAAAUGGAGCACGACCUACAACCAAGUCAAAUACUAAGGGGAAAUUAGAACCUGUGGAAAAUAAAACCAGUUCCAAGAAAGCAAGUAAGAGUGAAUCAAAAGAAAGGACUAGGCACAGAUCUGACAAAAAGAAAGCCAAGGCAGGAGUUGAUGGAGUCAAAGAGAAGACUACUAGAAGCAAGUCAAAAGAAAGGAGGAAAUCCAAAAGUCCUUAUAAGAGAAGUAAGUCUCAAGAUCAGACAAGGAAAUCUAGGUCUCCAGUACUUAAGAGGAGAUCUCAGGAGAAAAACAGAAAGUCUAAGUCUCCUCCAGAGGAUAGAAAUAAAGCUGAUGACAAAAGUAAAUCAAGAGACCGCAGAAAGUCUCCGGUUGUAAAUGAAAGCAAAAGCAGAGAUCGUGGCAGAAAAUCUAAAUCUCCAGCAGAACUAAGAAGCAAAUCCAAAGAUAGAAGAUCACGAUCCAAAGAUAGAAAACCUAGGAGAUCAGAGACUGACAAAGAAAAAAAGCCAAUUAAAUCUCCUUCUAAAGAUGCCUCUUCAGGGAAAGAAAACAGGUCCCCCAGACGACCUGGCCGUAGCCCAAAAGGGAGAAGCUUAUCUCCCAAACAGAGAGAAAAGUCAAGGAGAAGCAGAUCCCCUCUCUUUAACGAUCGUAGAUCUAAACAGAGUAGAUCCCCCUCUCGAACCCGGUCUCCAGUUAGAAGAGUGAGGAGUAGAUCUGCAGAAAGAAAAAGAAGAGAAUCAGAAAGGAGGCGUCUUUCUUCUCCCAGAACACGUACCAGGGAUGACAUUUUGUCCAGGCGUGAAAGAUCAAAGGAUGUCAGCCCACCCAGCAGAUGGUCCCCAUCCAGAAGAAGGUCUCGGUCCCCCAUUCGGAGGAGAUCUCGAACACCCCUUCGACGUAGCCGAUCUCCCAGAAGGCGGAGUAGAUCUCCUCGGAGGAGGGAUAGAGGCCGGAGAAGUAGAUCUCGUCUUCGAAGGAGGUCCAGGUCACGUGGUGGCCAUAGGCGUAGGAGCAGAAGCAAAGUUAAAGAAGACAAAUUUAAAGGUAGUCUUUCUGAGGGCAUGAAAGCUGAACAGGAGUCUUCAUCAGACGAAAAUCUUGAAGACUUUGAUUUGGAAGAAGAGGAUGAAGAGGCAGAGAUAAGACAAAGGAGAUUACAGCGGCAAGCAAUUGUUCAGAAAUACAAAGGCCAGACAGAAGACAGUAACAUAUCUGUACCGUCUGAACCAAGCAGCCCUCAAAGCAGUACACGUAGUCGCUCAAAUUCUCCUGACGACAUCCUGGAAAGAGUUGCUGCUGAUGUUAAGGAGUAUGAACGGGAAAAUGUGGACACAUUUGAGGCAUCAGUGAAAGCCAAGCACAACCUCAUGACAGUUGAACAGAACAAUGGUUCAUCUCAGAAGAAGCUGCUAGCUCCAGAUAUGUUCACCGAAUCAGAUGAUAUGUUCGCUGCAUACUUUGAUAGCGCUCGUCUAAGGGCUGCUGGAUUUGGAAAAGACUUCAAAGAAAACCCCAAUCUCAGGGAUAACUGGACAGAUGCAGAAGGCUAUUACCGUGUUAAUAUAGGUGAAGUUCUAGAUAAACGUUACAAUGUCUAUGGUUACACUGGUCAGGGCGUCUUCAGCAACGUAGUGCGAGCCAGGGACAUGGCCAGAGCAAACCAAGAAGUAGCCGUGAAAAUCAUCAGGAACAAUGAACUUAUGCAAAAAACUGGCCUAAAAGAACUGGAAUUUUUAAAGAAGCUUAAUGAUGCUGAUCCUGAUGACAAGUUUCAUUGUCUACGGUUGUUCAGGCAUUUCUACCACAAACAACAUCUUUGUCUGGUAUUUGAGCCACUCAGUAUGAAUUUACGAGAGGUGUUGAAGAAAUAUGGGAAAGAUGUUGGACUCCACAUUAAAGCUGUGCGUUCCUACAGCCAGCAAUUGUUCCUGGCUUUAAAACUUCUUAAAAGAUGCAAUAUCCUACAUGCAGAUAUUAAACCAGAUAAUAUUUUGGUGAAUGAGUCUAAAACAAUACUAAAGCUUUGUGAUUUUGGCUCAGCUUCGCAUGUUGCAGAUAAUGACAUCACACCCUAUCUAGUUAGUAGAUUUUAUCGAGCUCCAGAAAUCAUUAUAGGAAAAAUCUAUGACUAUGGUAUAGAUAUGUGGUCUGUAGGCUGCACGUUAUAUGAGCUUUAUACAGGAAAAAUACUGUUUCCUGGCAAAACCAAUAAUCAUAUGUUGAAACUUGCCAUGGAUCUCAAAGGAAAGAUGCCAAACAAGAUGAUUCGAAAAGGUGUGUUCAAAGAUCAGCACUUUGAUCAAAAUCUCAACUUUAUGUAUAUAGAAGUAGAUAAAGUCACAGAAAGGGAGAAAGUUACUGUUAUGAGCACCAUUAAUCCAACCAAGGACCUAUUAGCAGACUUGAUUGGGUGCCAACGACUCCCUGAAGACCAGCGUAAAAAAGUGCACCAGCUUAAGGACUUGUUGGACCAGAUUCUAAUGCUAGACCCAGCUAAACGGAUUAGCAUCAACCAGGCUCUGCAGCACGCCUUCAUCCAGGAGAAAAUUUAAACCAGAUGAAGAAGUUCAAAGGGUUUGAUUAAUUAAGAUACAAAGACUGAAGAAAUUUCACAGCAGUUAUUAAUGUAUAUAAACAUAAAUAUUUCCCCUGCAAAGUUGAGGAAGAAAGGAUACAUUUGAAUUAACAUCAAGGCUGAUAUUUCUUUUAGAAAUGUUAGAGUAAUUCUGUUUUGUGUCUUAUGUGAAAAUUUUCACUGUAGAAUUGUUUUAAUUGCCAAGACUGCACAAAAGUACAAUGCUAAUGUAUAUGGUUGCAGUUCGUAUAUAUUAUAAAAAGAAAAAAGCAUCUGUUAUAAAAAAAAAAGAAAGAAAAAAAAAGAGAGCAGUAAUACUGGGUGGUUGAUUUGUUUUUAGCAGACUUGGCUUCAUUUUUGUCUUUACAAAAUGGCCAGCAUAAAUGCUGUUUAUAUUCACAUUUUCCUAGGUGUGUGUGUGCAGGCCACAGCAGCAUGCCCUUGGUGUAGUCAGUGCCGAAGGGGGUCUGUUCCUUCUUGAGCCUGCCCGCAGGGAUGGUCUCCUCUUUUAAAGCAGGUUGUGUACAACUUUCAGUACACUGAAGGCAUAAACCUUCCACUCUUGAACAAAGCAGCUGCUUUUUAAAAGCGAGAAAAAAGGAAAGCGAGUCACAGGCCACUCAACGCCUACUCCAUGGGUCUGAUUUGCUGAGACACCAACUUCACCUUCCUAACAAGGUGCAGCUCAAAAGAAGAUGAAGGCUACCAGAAGACAUGAACAAAGGGUAAGUGGCAUUAAACCUCUGAAGAGCCCUUAUGUGUAUAUUGACCCCCAUGCUGAAGGCAGACCAGACUGUGAUACUGCUGGAGAUAGAGGGAUCUUCUACAGCAUGUGUAAAAUUGUAAUGUGGGUGGAGGAUGUUGAGUACUGGCAAUUGCUUGAAAUUAAUAAA